This is a messenger RNA of Nannospalax galili (Upper Galilee mountains blind mole rat), 3806 nucleotides long. It is a transcript of the gene Lrrc14b, whose product is annotated as leucine rich repeat containing 14B. The record is from RefSeq and is a predicted model, not a curated record. NCBI's taxonomy places the organism in Eukaryota, Metazoa, Chordata, Mammalia, Rodentia, Spalacidae. The transcript has 2 exons. Gene Ontology annotation, cellular component: cytoplasm. The coding region runs from base 742 to 2340 and encodes 532 amino acids.
CUUAUAAGCUUAUAUGCCUGUAUGAAAUUCUCAAUAAAUUAUUUUUUUAAAAGACAGCUGUUUUGUCUCACUUGAUGGGGAUGCUGGGAGGGCAGGAUCUAGCCAUUCAAUACCCAUUCAACACCUUCCAGUACUAGGGCUAAGAACCCACAUCCCGUCAGUGUCCGUGCUUACCUGCAAUAUCACUGUGCUUUACUUCUCCAUACCUCUGUCCUGCAGGGAAACUAUCUCAGUGCAAAGAACAAUCUUGGGGAUCAGAGAUACAGACGGAAAAGCCUCAUGGGCCAGCAUUCUUAAAAUCUGAAAACAAUUUUCUCAGAUGCCUACUUCCAAUCCUGGCCCUGCAUCUCAGACUCCCAGGUGUAAGGUUAGGAAAAGGCAGGCUGUCAAAGAUCACCGUCCCAUCAACUCAAGUAUGGUUCAGGCCCUGGUUUCACACAGAUCUUUUGAUUCAGAUGGACCAGGGCUUGGCAGCAGAUCCAUUUGGAUUGUAAGCCUCAGGAUAUUUGCGCAAGCACCUAGAGCUCAGUCUUGGACUGGCUCCAUAUUGGGCACCAAAGCCAAGAAGGUCUGUUUUCACAACCAGGGUUCCACGAGGCAGACAGAUGUCUCCACAGUCAUGGCCAAACAGGUGUCCAAGGACCAAAAUAGCAAUCAGAUGACCAGAAGGGCCAGCUUACCACCUUCUGUCCAAAGCCCAGCAUCUUCCAGCAGCAGCAGCAGCAGCAGCUAAAAAUAGGCAUGAAAAGCACAUGCUUUGGGAGUAUCAACAGGGACAGCACCAUCCCGACCUGGGUCCAGAGCACAAUGAGGUCGCUCCGCUUAAUUUCUGCUGAAGCCUUGGUGUCCCACCCCCAGCUGGCCAAGGAGAGCCUGGACAGUGUAGCCUACAACCUCUACCCACUCCUGUUCAAGGCUAGCUACCAGCUAGAGCAGGCAGAAGUGACUCGUGCUGUGCUGGGUCACUGGCCACUAGAGGAGUUCCGGCUAGCUGUGCUGCUAGGGCCAAGUACCGACCACCCUGAGGACCUGCGUGAUCGUGCCUGCAAGGUCUGCCUGGAGGCCUGUGUGCAGGGCCUGGCUGACCAUGUGCUACGAGGUGGGAGCUGCCGGUUGCGGGUAGCUGAUCUCACAGGCAUCCAGGAUGUGCAGGUGCAGCGGUGUCCUUGUGGGAGGGCACUGGGAAGGUGGGGCCGCACCAAGCUGCUGGCCAGGACCUGCUGCCAGCUUCAGGCAGAGUCUUGUAGAGCUGGGCACCCCAUUGAGGUCCUCACUGACCUCUUUGUCACAGACAGCAACUUUGAUGUGGUGGUUCAGGCCCUUAAACUGCCAGGCCCAUCCCCUCUGCAGGUGCGCUGCCCUUCACUCCGGGCAGACAGCCUAAGCCCUGGGCAGCUCCUACAGGUGCUAGGCCUAGCUAGGCCAGGGGAGCUGAGAAAGCUGGAGGUGGUACACAAUGUCCGAUUGCACGCUGGCCACGUGCAGCAGCUUCUGGCCCAGGUGGGCUUCCCUCAGUUGGCCUCACUCACCUUGCCCACCAAAGCUUUUGACGCGCCCCCCACCUACGCCCCAGCUCUAGUGGGUGAGGAUCCUCUCCUCGCUUCUAUUGCCUGGGAGCUCAGCCAGAUGACCCAGCUCACUGAGCUGAGUGUGGCUUUUUCUACACUAACUGGAAAGAUUCAGACACUCCUCAGCCCCUUGAAGACACCAUUGCGAGUGCUGGACCUAGCCAACUGUGCCCUGAACCAUGAAGACAUGUCCUUCCUGGCAGACUGCACCCACACUGCCCACUUGGAGGUGCUGGACCUCAGUGGACACAACGUGGUCCACCUGUUCCCCUCUACCUUCUUCAGGCUGCUGAACCAGGUUGCCCAGACACUGAGGGUGCUAACUCUAGAAGAGUGUAACAUCACAGACAGUCAUGUUGGUAUGAUGAUCCUGGGCCUCAGCCCCUGCAGUCAGCUCCAGGAGUUCAAGUUCCUUGGAAACCCGCUGUCAGCCAGCGCCCUCCGGCGCCUCUUUGCUGCAUUCUGCGAGCUUCCCAGGCUGCGGCGGAUUGAAUUCCCAGUACCAAAGGACUGCUACCCCGAAGAUGCCACCUACCCCCAGGAUGAGCUGUCAAUGUCCAAAUUUGACCAGCAGAAAUAUGACAUGAUUGCUGAGGAACUGCGUGCAAUGCUGCUGCAGGCUGACCGGGAGGACAUCCAGGCCUCUACCCCCCUUUUAGGAAGUUUUGACCCAGAAAUUCAUGAAACCAGCAAUGAGCUUGGUACUUUCUUGCUGCAAGCUUUCAAAACUGCUUUAGAAAACUUUUCCAGAGCACUAAAACAAAUAGAGUAGGCCCUGAAAUCACGCCAUGAGAGGCUGUGCACUUCAACUGACAUGGUGACCCGGGUUCAGUCCUGAAUGAGAAACUUGGGCACAGCCAGCAUCAUCACUGCUGGAAGUUAUUUCUUAGUGAAAAUUGUAAGCAUACCUGUUAGGCACUAUAAGAGAAAGCCUUGCUUUCUAGGUGUGACAGGAAGUGUCCCUAGCAGUCAGCACCUCAGGAUCCUGCAGGGGGGAAGCCACCAUGGAUGAAGGACCUACUACAGUGGCAAAGGAUGGAUAAGUAUGUGGCUGGACACCAAGCAGGGUCCACUUGGCUCUGAUGCAGUGAGGGGGAGGAAGGAAAUGAGAGAACCCAUCACAGAAAAUGAAUAAAAGUAGCAGCAGCCCAUAAAAUAAUAAAUAAAUGGAGAGAGACCAAGAAGUGAGAAUGAAAAGUGAACCAGACCCAAGCCCAGCAGCUCAGCUAGUCUAGCCGGACAUACCCUGACUGUUGUAUUAAUGCUGACAAGAGCAGGGGGUUUAUGGUGGGGGUUGGGAGGUGAGGCAGCUUUCAACUUGCUAUCCCAGCUUGUGGUGGCUUUGUUUCACAUCCAAGCAGGUAUGCACCAGUCUGAUGUAGGCUGGGCCUGAGGGCACCUAGUUGUUGAAGGAUACCCAGGGAUUACUGGCACAUUUGAUCACAUUUUCUGCUCCAGAUCCAGACCUUACACCAGGCAUGUCCAAGCAACAGCAAUGCAGCACACAGCUAUGAAUGCAGCCCAUCCAAAAAUCAUAAAACAUAGAAACAUUUGUGUGUGAAAAUUUCUGAUCCUAUCACACAGUUCUCAAGUAUGAACUUUAUAGAAAAUAACAUCGUGCUACCAUGUCAAAGGCUGAACAUGCCUACAGUGUUGUACCCCCAAAAUCCCUGCUCCUCAGAGUGGUUGAGGUCUAGCCUUCUGCAACUCUUUUGAGACAAAUCAUCACUUGAGGAAGAUUUGUUUGAACUUGGUUGCUAAUAUCUGCUUUGCCAAAUAAAACAGAAGUGUGGUUUACUCAGGUUGUUUCAUUACUAUUCUGAAUUUUUAAAAUUUAAAGUAUAAAAAUAAACCAUACUUCUUGUUAAAUGUACAAGCUUUGAUCCAUAACUACCUGUGUGCUGCCCAGAAGUCUGAAACUUGAUUCCACUGUGUGGCUCUUCUCCAUGUGAUCCUCCCUCACAUGCCUCUCCAUCCCCAGUCCCUCUCAUGACACUUCCUCCCUCAGGUACAUCAUCUCAGGUCCUUCCAUGCCACCUCCUUUCCUGGGUACUUCUCUACCCCAGGUCCUCUCACACUACCUCCUUGACUAGGUCCAUCCCAGGUGCUUCCAUAUGGCCCCUGGCCUUAGGCAUACCUACCGCAGAAUGGGACAACUACUGUUUUCAACUCCAAUCCAAAAUAACACAACCAACAAGUAGUUAGAAAAUAAAAUUACAAGCUGCACCAAAACUUUUU